Molecule: messenger RNA, 854 nt
Organism: Fomitiporia mediterranea MF3/22
Lineage: Eukaryota; Fungi; Basidiomycota; Agaricomycetes; Hymenochaetales; Hymenochaetaceae
Exons: 1
Coding region: 177-395 (72 amino acids)
Source: RefSeq, a predicted model, not a curated record
CAAAUUGGAACUUCACGCAUGCAUAUAAACAAUGUGAAAUGCUCGCGCACAAUCAAUCGAUCGAAGAUCGAGAGGGAGGCCCGUGACGGGCCGUUUCGCACUCGAAAUCGGACUUGCAGUUGAAGAAUUUCGGUUUGGCUCUAGGUGAUAUGAAGUAGACUUUGAGGGUGACAAAGAUGGCGAGCGUUACGUUGCUUCGAGUUCCUCGAGUUCCCCGCGUACGAUUCUUCUGGUCUCCCGUAAUCCGACAUCCAUCCUUCCGUGAUUGUGUGUCUAUUUCCCAGAAAGGAAGAAUAUUCCCUUAUAGAUUCUGCGAUUCACUUGCCAGAAUCAGACUGAAACUUUCGGAUCGGAAGUCAAGGAGGAGGAAGAUGAGAGAAACUAAAGAUCAAUGACGUGUACAGUUUCAGUGGCACACUCGUAAUGCCAAGUCGUCGUUCAGCAACAAAUUUGAGCGAAAAAAGUAAAUUGCGUUCCUUUGAGCGAGCCCAGCGUUGCAAGCUUCUCCUGUUUGAGGUAAAUGCUGCCUAAUAUGGAGAGAGAUGAUCCACUCAAGAAGUAGACAGAGUAGCAACUGUAUAGCGGUUGUUGGUUAUACGGUACAUUCAUCGCGGUAAAGUCCGUCAAGCCGAGUCGGAGAGCUAGUGCAUAAGCGAGAUAAAGCUUCGGACUGAUCGGAGAAAAGGAGUGCAAUGUAACAUAGGUAAAAAAGAUUCUGUUUUGCACAAGCGGGGGAACAAAAGUGUUGGGACGAGCACCGGAAAAGGCAAAGAUCACAGCGGAGGUGGGGAAAAGGAAAAGCGAAGCUUAGUUUGCAGAUCUGCGAAGUGGCGGAUAUGACAACAGGCCGGUUC